Messenger RNA from Bathycoccus prasinos, 1605 nucleotides. RefSeq lists its product with no specific name. Gene Ontology annotation, cellular component: nucleus; cytoplasm. Lineage: Eukaryota; Viridiplantae; Chlorophyta; Mamiellophyceae; Mamiellales; Bathycoccaceae. The record is from RefSeq and is a predicted model, not a curated record. Gene Ontology annotation, molecular function: nicotinamide-nucleotide adenylyltransferase activity; ATP hydrolysis activity. The transcript has a single exon. Bases 1 to 1605 code for a protein of 534 amino acids.
AUGUCGCUCCCACCGAAACCUCCGAGCAUCCCGCGAGACGUGUUCGAACGCAUUCAAAAGUUUCACAACGCCGGCGGCGCGCAGACGACAAAGCCGCUCAAAAAUGGAUCUGCGAGUCAUACUAAGAUAUCUUUAAACGUGGCCGGAGGAUGCGCUUCGGCGAUUCAGUGGUUGCUCGCCGUCCCGAACGCCUCGAGGACGAUCUUAUGCGCGAACGUUUUGUACAGUCGAGAGUCGGUGGUACACGCGCUCGAUGAGAAAAACGAGGAGAAGAAGAAGAACGCGAAGAUGAGAGAAUCGUUUUGCGAUCGAGAGACGAGCAAAGACCUGGCGAGAGCGGCGUACCGGAAAGCCAUAGAAACGCAUUACACCAAGAAGAGUUACAAGUUUGGAAGGAAGGAAGAGGAGAGCGGAAACGCGAAGUGGACGACGACGGCGAGGCACAUUCUCGGAGUCGGCGCGACGUCUGCGUUCGUCUCGAUGUCACCGAAAAGAGGCGAACACAGGUGCUUCGUGAGCGUCUAUUCCAAGUUUGGCGUGACGACGAGGAAGGUGACGCUGGAUAAAGAGAGCGAGCGAUCGAGAGCGGAGGAGGAUCGAGUCGCGAGCGAGUGUUUGGUGAGGGCGGCGAUCGGAGACGGAGAGAGAUGGAUGAAGAGGGAAGAAGAAGAGGAGGAAGAAGACGACGACGCGAGCUUUAGUGGCAGAGAAGAUGGGGAGGAUGAAUCUUGGAAAGCGUUUCGUGAAGGCGCGUUGACGUGUAAAGACGACAGGUUGGAGUUUUUGGAGUACGACGCGCCUUGGUUUGAAAAAGCAAACGAGAAGAUGAACACGAAGAAGUCUUUAUUAGAGAGGUGGUUAGAUGUAGGAAGAACGAUGAACAAUAGUGGUGAUGGUAGUGGUAGUAGUAGUAGCAGUAGCAGUAGCGACGAUAAGGGUGGUGCAUCGAGGAACACGCCCGAACUAAGCGUGUAUUCGAUGCACGGAGGUAAACUAGAAACAAUCGGGUGCUCCACCGCGAAUGUUGUCUUGAGUGGGUCGUUCAAUCCCGUCCACGAAGGCCAUCGAGGCAUGUUAGAAGCGGCGACGACAUAUCUUCGAGAGAAACGAAACCGCGAAAAAACAGAGGGCGGUGAAGACGAACGCGCGUUCCUCGCCACUCCCGCGUUCGAGUUAUCCAUCUCCAACGCGGAUAAAGGCCAACUCGAAACGAACGUCGUCGUCCAACGCGCGAAACAGUUCGACUCGGACGGGCAAAACAGGCUCAUUCUCACGAGAGACGCGCCUUUGUUCAGCCAAAAAGCGAAGCUCUUACCAAACACCACCUUUGUCGUCGGUUACGACACCGCCGUUCGCUUAGUCGACCCGAAAUAUUACGACGAUAACGCCGACGUCAUGGUUCGAGAGUUACGAAAAAUUAAAGACGCGCAGAACUGCGCUUUCCUCGUCUGCGGUCGAAAAGAUGAUACCUCUUCUUCUUCGAAUGCGUUUAAAACUUUGAAGGAUAUUCGCGUGCCCGACGCAGUUUCGGACGUCUUUGAAGCGCUGGAAACUUUCAGAAUGGACAUCAGCAGCACGGAAAUACGACAAAAAUUAAAACCCUAA